This is a messenger RNA of Aspergillus pseudotamarii, 852 nucleotides long. RefSeq lists its product as uncharacterized. The record is from RefSeq and is a predicted model, not a curated record. The transcript is spliced from 2 exons. Lineage: Eukaryota; Fungi; Ascomycota; Eurotiomycetes; Eurotiales; Aspergillaceae. The coding region runs from base 368 to 733 and encodes 121 amino acids.
AUGGCCUGGUAUUAGGAUCCACAAAGUCCAACGACAAUAUAACUUCAAUGAUAGCCUCUACAGGUUUAGUCUCUUAUGCCAUCGCCCAACACUUGCUUAAUGCUGAGUCAUUUCGGUAUUCCAGUUAAAACAUGACUCCUCUAAGUGCCGGCAUAAUCAUGUUGAAAACCAUCACAUCGGCACGCCUCCUUUGAGACAGUUCCUUGUCUAAUUGCCUGUACAAAAGCCCAAUGGAUGGAAAGGCACAAUCAAUCCAAAGCCGUCAAUCCAGACGAAAGGACGUGAGAUCCGAUUGAGCCCCUAUCCUUUGUUAUCUAUGAUGUCUUAAAGCGCCACACGGCUCCCAUCGAUCGGUAUUUCUCAUAUUAUGCCAACAUAUUUCUCAUGCGACACUUUCCCUACAAGAACAGCAUUCAAAUCCAUGGAUACCGAACUAUCUUCAAGAUCGUCCAGUAUGCUCAAAAGACCAGCGACCAACUUAUGGCCAGAGGUCCCCUCCAAGAACGUCACGCAACGAGCCCUCAAGAAACUCAAACAAGUGCCUGGAUCUCCGUCUUCAAAUCCAUCAACAACCCCACAAUUUCCAAUCUUUACUACGGAUGAUCACAACUUGAAACUCUUCGCGAGACAUGGUGGUCCUGAUCUCACUGAUAUCCGAGGUUAUUGUUCGCCAACGAAUACGUUGCAUUCGAAGAGGGAGUCUGUGUUUGGGACUACUGGGUCCCAGGACUAGGGAGAUCCUAAGCCGAUAUGUUUUCCUGACGAACGAUAUUCGUAUUUUGGUGCUAGCGAGGCUUUUUCUUUCACUGAGUUAAACGGGUGAGCCUCUAUGCUUCGAUUGGUAUAUUGCCU